Messenger RNA from Opisthorchis viverrini, 450 nucleotides. RefSeq lists its product as hypothetical. The record is from RefSeq and is a predicted model, not a curated record. Bases 1 to 450 code for a protein of 149 amino acids. The transcript has 4 exons. Lineage: Eukaryota; Metazoa; Platyhelminthes; Trematoda; Opisthorchiida; Opisthorchiidae.
AUGCUGGGUGUGGACUGGAACCACGGACUUCGCAGUCAGUGCCUAACUGCCCUGCCACCAGAAGAAAGCACGAUGGCUGGGAUACUACCAGGUUGCCCAAGUCUAUACAAGGGAAGUAGAGAGGCAGAGGUCGGGUUCGAACCACGGACCUUCCGAUCAUCCAGCCGUAUCUAUCUAUCUGCCUAUCUGCCUCAUCACCCGGAGGAAGCACAAGGGCUAAGAUACUGUCACGGUGCCCAAGGAGCAGUUGAGAUACCGAGUUCGGAUUCGAACCAAGGACCUUCCGGUCAACUCGGUAACAAGGAACACAACAUAACGGAAACUACUCACAAGAUUGCUGAAAACUCUUCGAUAGCCCACGACCGGUUUCGCCCUUCUUGGGGCUCAUCAGGUGGGCUCAGUCCUCGAGUUUCCGUCAACCUUAUGUUCUACUUGGACCCAACCUUGUGA